Talaromyces amestolkiae is the source of this 687-nucleotide messenger RNA. RefSeq lists its product as uncharacterized. The record is from RefSeq and is a predicted model, not a curated record. The transcript is spliced from 2 exons. Bases 1 to 687 code for a protein of 228 amino acids. Gene Ontology annotation, molecular function: acid phosphatase activity. Lineage: Eukaryota; Fungi; Ascomycota; Eurotiomycetes; Eurotiales; Trichocomaceae.
AUGCUCCGCCGGCAAAAGUCACACCAGUCCCUCCCCCCUGAAGAACCCUCCAACGCGCCGUCCACCUUCAACGAUAAACUCCCCUUACCAAAACUUAUCGUCUUCGACCUCGACUACACAUUAUGGCCAUUCUGGGUCGACACGCAUGUCAGCGCCCCCGUAAAGCCCAAAGACAACAAUUCGCGCUGUGUCGAUAAAUGGGGAGAAUCAUUCGCCUUCUMCCCCGCCGUAUCCUCAAUCCUGCACAGCGCAAAAGCGCACAACAUCCCCCUCGGAAUCGCCUCACGAACCCACGCCCCGGACCUCGCUCGCGACAUGCUCAAAGCCCUCCACGUAAUACCAACCUUCACCGACAACCCCGCCGCGCGGGACACGCGACGCCGCACCGUGCGCGCCCUUGACUACUUCGAUUACAUCCAGAUCUUUCCAGGCGAUAAAACCCAGCAUUUCACGAAGAUACAUCAAGCAUGCAACAUACCGUAUGAUCAGAUGCUGUUUUUCGAUGAUGAGGCUCGUAAUAGGAAUGUGCAGAAGGAGUUGGGGGUUACGUUUUGUUUGAUCAGGGACGGCAUGACGAAGGAGGAGGUUGAUAGAGGGGUGUGGGAGUGGAGGAGGAAUUUUGGGAUCAGACCGGGGGAUCAGCCGGGUGAUAUAGAGGAGAGGGAGGUUAGUCGAUUUGAUGAGUAA